Messenger RNA from Cucurbita moschata (crookneck pumpkin), 1593 nucleotides. RefSeq names its product altered inheritance rate of mitochondria protein 25. The coding region runs from base 192 to 1298 and encodes 368 amino acids. NCBI's taxonomy places the organism in Eukaryota, Viridiplantae, Streptophyta, Magnoliopsida, Cucurbitales, Cucurbitaceae. Gene Ontology annotation, cellular component: plasma membrane. The transcript has 11 exons. Gene Ontology annotation, biological process: plasma membrane phospholipid scrambling. The record is from RefSeq and is a predicted model, not a curated record. Gene Ontology annotation, molecular function: phospholipid scramblase activity.
UUUCCCAAUCUUGUGACUAGCAAGCUUUCCCUCUCUAUAGUUUCCCGUCCAAAUCAAGCACGAUUCUGUUCAUCGCCUGCAAAUUCUAGAACCUCUAAAGCAUUCUUAUGCACAGAGCAAAUUUUGAUCUCUCUUUUUGCAAUAUUGUUGAAGUUUGAUACUGCCGGAGGAUUCUGUGGAUGAUAUCGUAGAUGAACUGGACUAGGAGUUCGCGUUUUUGGUCCAAUACUGCUCGCAAAUGCAUCGGAGAAGAUCGGUGCGGUAGGAGUUCGCUUUGGCCAGUGCAGAGAAUUGCGCCUAGCUAUCGUCAUUUCGGAGGGAGGAUUGUGAAUGAUGACUAUCCACUUUUAGAUAGGAGCUUCCUGGCGCAGCUGUGGGAUGUAGAUAGGAAUUUGGGAAGCAGUAGAGAGAAGCGGAAGCGGUUAUUGACUCGAAAUGGAAAUCAAAAUCGAAUAGCUCCCUAUAAUCCCAGGAAUCUGGUAUAUGAACGUCCGUUUAGGUUAUCGACUAAGGAUGCGACUUUUGUAGAAGGGAAACAGUGGAAGCAACCGCCUCCAAGUCAAUCUGUAUCUGGUUUUCUAGCGCCGCAUACUCCCGAGGAGGUCCAAGUUGCACCUCUUCUUGCUAGAUCUAAUUUGCUCAUUACCAGGGAUAUAGAGUGGGCAAAUCUGGUUCUUGGAUUUGAGCAGGAAAAUCGUUAUGCUAUAGUAGACGUGUGCUAUCCCCAGUCACCAGUUGGGUUUAUUCGGGAGCAAAGUAACAUCGUUGCUAGACAGUUGCUUCGUCUAAGGCGCCCUUUUGUGGCAUAUAUUACUGAUGCAAUGGGUAAUGAACUUUUCAGGGUUCGACGGCCCUUUUGGUGGCUAACCAGUUCUAUAUAUGCUGAAAUUGAUGGUAAGGAAAUUGGUGUGGUUCAUAGGCGAUGGCAUCUCUGGAGGAGGGUGUAUGAUCUGUACCUUGGGAACAAGCAGUUCGCAGUUGUUGAAAAUCCUGGCUUUUGGAAUUGGACCUUCACAUUAAAGGACAUUGAUGGUAAUGUGCUUGCUGAGGUGGAUCGUGACUGGAGAGGUUUCGGCUUCGAGAUGUUUACUGAUGCUGGUCAGUAUGUUAUUCGUUUUGGUGCUUCAGAUUCGGCUUCAAGGACUGGCCCCGCUAAAGGAGUUCAAGAGCUGGAAGUCGCCCGACACCUUACUCUUUCAGAGAGAGCUGUAGCCGUUGCUCUUGCUAUUUCACUUGAUAAUGACUAUUUCUCAAGACAUGGGGGCUGGGGACUUCCUUUCAUUGCUGUUGGAGAGUAGAAUUGGAUUGCUGGACAGGCUUCUAGAUCUCUGAGGUUUCGUCAUUUUAAUUCAAUGAGUUUUUGAUACCAUAUGUUGUAUUUUUCAUAUUGAUAAAGUUCUUUCGAUCUUGGCGAAAUCCCAAGUGUUAUUAGCUUUGGGAAAAGAAAAAAAAAAACAUAUCACAAAAGAAAAAUUAGAAAACUAAUGGAACAGAAUAAAUUUUAGGCUCCAUAUUCUUCAUCUUAUUGCUGAUUUCACGACUCAAGUGAUGUUUAUACUUGAAAAUUGAGGUUUUGGAUGUUUCUUUCGCCUC